Messenger RNA from Elaeis guineensis (African oil palm), 948 nucleotides. Lineage: Eukaryota; Viridiplantae; Streptophyta; Magnoliopsida; Arecales; Arecaceae. The record is from RefSeq and is a predicted model, not a curated record.
AUGAAGGAAGAGAUUUUUGUAGAGCAACCUGAAGGAUUUAUUGUCAAAGAAAAAGAAGACAAAGUCUACCUACUGAAGAAGGCUUUGUAUAGGUUGAGACAAGCUCCCAGAGCCUGGUAUAGUAGGAUUGAUGCUCACCUGCUUACCUUAGGCUUUCAAAAGAGCCUAAGUGAAUUCACACUCUACAGCAAGAAGAUGGAAAAUGAUAUACUAAUUGUUUUUCUGUAUGUUGAUGAUUUGCUUGUGACAGGAAGCAAUACAGGGUUGGUGAACCAAUUCAAGGUUGAAAUGAAAAAGGUCUUUGAAAUGAUAGAUCUUGGAGAAAUAUCCUACUUCCUUGGAAUGGAAGUACAACAAAAGCAGCAUGAGAUUUUUAUUUGUCAGCAGAAAUAUGCCAAGAAAAUCUUAAAGAAGUUCAGAAUGGAAGAGUGCAAACCUACAACUACUCCUAUGAAUCAAAAGGAGAAGUUCAGCAAGGAAGAUGGAGCUGAAAAGAUGGAUGAAGGACUUUACAGAAGCCUAAUAGACUGUCUGAUGUAUCUAACUGCUACAAGAUCAGAUAUAAUGCAUGUUGUCAGUCUCCUAUCAAGAUACAUGCACUGUGCCAGUGAAAUUCACCUCCAAGCUGCAAAAUGUGUGGUGAGAUAUAUUAAAGGUACCAUUAACUAUGGCAUUAAAUUCAGAAAUGUUCAAAAUUUCAAGUUUUAUGGCUUUUCUGAUAAUGAUUGGGCUGGUUGUGUUGAUGAUAUGAGAAGUAUUUCGGGCUAUUGUUUUAGCUUUGGUUCUGAUGUUUUCUCAUGGAGUUCUAAAAAACAAGAUGUUGUAACUCAAUCCACAACUGAAGCAAAGUAUAUUGCUGCUACUGCAGCUGUAAAUCAAGCCUUAUGGUUUAGAAAGCUGCUGACAGAUUUGGAUAUGAAGCAAAAAAAAGCACUCAGGCGUUUGUAG